CCCUAUCAUCUCGACAACUCUGACUCUACUCAACCUGUCUUUGACCGCCCCGUGUGAAUACUGUUGUUAACUUCCUUCAUAUUUCCCUAAUACAUGAUCUUUGCGUGAAGAACGAACACACUGUUGAAUCUCCUUGGAUUGCUCACAAGGUCGUAAUAAUACUAUUCUUUCUGUCUGGGCUUCGUGUCUGUUCUUUGUAGUUCCCCGCCGACUUUACCGGCUCUUCGCUACGCGCGCUUGCUUUCGUCGUUCUGCCUAGGUACUCCUAAACCUAUCUACAACACGCUCGCAUCUCCUGGUACCGCCCAUUUCUAGACCCGCGAUACUUCAUCGAUCCGGAGCCGUCUGGUUACCACGAUCGACCGGCGUGCCGCGAGAUCAACAACCACGCGUUGAGCUCCCAAAAGAGCUCUUCUGCUGGCGAGCAGGAAACUGCCCCCAGCGUUAUCGGUAGCAUCUCUCUAUGCCCGGUUCGUCAACCCACGACCCGUCCACGACGUCGGACUCUUCUCUCCCCUCGAAUAAGCCUCAGAAGAAACGAAAGCAGAAGCUUACUGGGAGCGACUCUCCAGGUUCAAAGAAGAAGGACAAGAAUGUCAAAGACAAUGGUGGAGUUGUUGCGGCGGUAACAAGACAUGGGGCCAAGUUCACUGACGGCAACGUCGGCAAAGACGUUCCCCUGCCUCCUGAAUCUCCUCCGCCCCAGUCUCCGGAACUCGAACCAGCCAGGCCCGCCACAAUUCCGACUAACGGUAAUCAGGCUGUAUCACCCCUUUUAGAUGCCGUAUCAGCAACAUCCAUUUCCGGGAGCACGGCUCCUAGCACCAAUGACUGGACACGGGCCAUGGGUCCUUCUUCUGGCUCGCCGUCGAACUUGAUUAGCAUCAUGGGUGAUUCACCACCGACUCAACCUUCAUCAUAUGAAGAUGCGAGAGGCUUGUCAUAUGCUUGGAGUGCACAGCAGCAGCAACGGCGGCAUUACGUUAAUAGCAACCCCUACUCUGCUUCGCCUCCUAGCAACGGUAGAAGACCCUUGAGUUUUCAAAUGGACCAUUACGCCGCCGGUGAUUUUCGCUCCCAAGCAUCUUCGCCUCCCGGUGCUCGGAGAAGUUCGAUGCACUCACCAUUCCUGCCGCCUCGAGCUACAGCAAAUCCACCUCUACCUCACCAACCUCAGGCUCACUUCUACGGUGCUCCAGAGAUCGAUCUUGAUAUGCAUCCUAAGACCGGGUUGAAGGCUGGUGAAAAGGGCUUCUAUUUUGGGUUUGACACACUUCCUCGAUCGACUAGCACACAAGUAGCUGGUAAUGAUCAUGUGGUUCUCGCAGGUUAUGAAGGCGGCAUGGAUGUUUACAGUGUCGGAAAGAGGGGCGUGGAGUUUCUCGCCAGCCUGAAGGGACUGCGAGGCGGUGUUUACAACGCCAAGAUACUACCUUGGAGCGGUACACCGGAUCCCUUUGGCAUAUUCCCUUUGGUUGCUGUUGUAAUCCAUGGUCCUGUACCUCCGCCUAAUGCUCCCGAUAUUGCUUUAGGGUCAGCAUUCGACAAUAGCUCAAGCCCCCGAUUGGAAGGUAUCAAUACUCCACAAUCGGAGUCGAACCAACGUCAAGCCAAUAAGGGUAUAACAACGAUCGAGGCUUAUCAGACAUCUGUCGAGGUAUACUCUUUGGCGACUAAUCAGCUGAUCGACGUGUUAUUGGAAGCUCCGAAAAUACCCAUUAAAGCCUCGGUAACAAGCCCAAUGUUUGGGAGUCCGCCGCCAACUGGCGCUUUUCAGGUUCAGGCUGAAGAUGGCUAUAUAGUAGCAGCGUCGGGUACAACGGGCGAGUGCUGGGUUUACCGACAGGCCAGGGAUGAAAAAGAUCCCGGCUAUCGGUUCACUUGCGUUGGAAAGCUAUGGACAAGUCUGCAACAAAGCUUUCGCAGUGGUUCAACACCUGAAGAUGAGGGUAUACCCGGCCCGUUACCGACGCGAAAGCGAUCACAAACACCGAUCCUCGCGGUCAAUGGAAGAUGGUUAGCAUAUUGUCCCCCACCUCCUUCAUCCCAAGUUGCACUUAAGGCUUUCAUUCCGGUAUCGCCUGAAGGGAAAGUGCCGGGAUUAUCAUCAGUCACCUCCCCUGUACUACCGAAUGAGAGUUCAGAAGUUGACCUGCCCAUUUCGGAUGGGGUCAUGAACCGAAUUAUGAGAGAGACGACACAGGAAGUCAUACAAGGAGCGCGCUGGGUUAGCAAACAGGGAAAACAAUGGUGGAACAACUAUUGGAACCCGGGGCAGCAGCCGCCCGCCAGACAACUGGCUGUAGGUUCGCCACCAUGGGGGUCAGCGUAUCCUGGACGGCCUGAGGCCGCGCAAUUCCCACCAACCUAUGGUGUUUCUGGACAAGCUGUGACGAAGGAACCAGGACUCGUGUCCAUCGUUGAUAUGCACAGUUUGAUGAGUUUUACCAAUAUUCAUCCCACCACGACUUUUAAGCCGCCGCUUGGUUGCAGCUUCCUGUCUUUCCCUCCCACUGGGCUAUCCCUCUUUACUGCAAGCAAUAAAGGAGACGUGCAGACAGCCUGGGAUGCAAUGCGUAGCCAAUUCACAAAGUCAUCUCCGCUACAACACUCGCAACCACAUAACGGACACGCGACUAGGGUUCGACAAGUUGCACAGUUUUCACGCAUGACUGUCGCUCGCAUCGUGGACCUUGCUUGGGCCGGUCCUAAUGGCGAAAGGGCUGCUAUGGUGACUGAACGGGGCACUGUGCACAUGUUGGAAAUGCCGCCCAGUGCUUUUACCUGGCCGCCUCCCCGGAGGCGCGCUGCAGCGCCAGAAGCAGCCCAGGGUGCCUCCGAAAAUGCUUCUUCGGCUGUUUCCAUAGCUUCGAACGUACUCAGCUCUGCUUAUGGGGCAACCCGACCGCUGCUUAAUUCACAUCGGCGGAGCACCUCUAAUUCGCAGACCACAUCGAGUUUAAUGGAUCACGCUAGUUACGGCGGGAAGGUUCUCGCUGCAGGAAUCAGCCAAUCCUUGGGCAACGCCGGAACGGCCAUAAACCACUUGCGCCAUACCGGUGAGAAUCGGGUGAGUUUACCUCUGCGAAAUAUGUCCGUGGGACCAUCAUGCGCAACCUGGAUCACCGGGAGAAAGCAUCAUACUUUGUUUGUUGUAGGUGUUGGUCAAGUCAGAAUGUUCCCUAGGAAAAGUCGUAGGCCAGGUGUUAGGAAAGAUCGAUCUCGAACUGCCCGUGUGAGCAAAUACCAUGAUUUUAAGCUGCGGGAUCUACCGGAUGAUUUGAUUGCACCAUCGAUAAAACAGAUCAUUGAUCCAAUCGAGGAGUUUGAGCUUUCAAUUCCUGAUCACGACGGCAGCAAUACACUGAUUCUUCAUCCACGGCCACGCUUAGACGACGUUGAUCAUAGCUCUGAAGCCGCGAUACCUCAGGCGGAAAUUGAAUCAAAUGCCCCCUACCAGCCCUUCCAUACUGACAGGAGGGUCAGUUUGCAUUACUACACAGCGACGUCAAAUGAUGACGGUCUGUCCUCUGUUCUACUGCAGAUGGAUGCUGUAACAUUGAAUGAAACACAGAAACGUGCUAAACAUCGCCAUCGGGAAUUAGCUGCAAGCAGAGCAUGGGCAUUUGGAGAAACGAUCGGUACGGUCAAACUUGACUUGGGCCUGCCACCAACGAUAGAUGAGGAGGUCAGCAAUAGCAUUGAUGAUCACCGAGCUUUGCCUGUAUCAGCUAUGGAACGGGUCUUGCAAGUUGGUGGAAAUGACGAGCAGAUUGUUGUGACCACGCGGCGACGUCGAGGUGGCAAUCGGGCCGCAGACAUGGACGAAGAUGGUUUCUUUGAAGAUGAUUGCGAGGUGCUCGAUUUUGCUGACCAGCGAGUAUGAAACAGUUGACAGUUGGUGAUUAGUGUGAGUUUGUGUUUGGUUUUCGGUACCAAUCUGGCUUGUUCUUUGCACCUACUCUUCACGCCAAACUGGUUAAAGACAUUGUGGUUUUGAUCAAGUAUAUAUUGAUAUACACAGGCUUGACCCUCUUUUGAUCUUGAUGUAUACUGGAUCGUCUGGCUUUGGAGUAAUGGCGUCGGUUUUUGGCAUUAUCGACACACCCACCUACUACGCAUAGUCUCGGUAGCAUGAAGACUCAAUCACAAUACAAUAGACACCAAUGAAAUGGUAGCCUAAGUGAAGA
Messenger RNA from Xylaria bambusicola, 4190 nucleotides. RefSeq lists its product as uncharacterized. Gene Ontology annotation, cellular component: cytoplasm. The transcript has 2 exons. NCBI's taxonomy places the organism in Eukaryota, Fungi, Ascomycota, Sordariomycetes, Xylariales, Xylariaceae. Bases 464 to 3886 code for a protein of 1140 amino acids. Gene Ontology annotation, biological process: response to starvation; autophagy. The record is from RefSeq and is a predicted model, not a curated record.